AUGUCGACCAACCAGGAGAACACCGUUUCGGAGAAGAAGGAUGGUGUCGUACCCGCCUCUGGUAGCGAGACAGCUCCUUCUAACGACCGUUUCUUGGGUGUGUGCGAGAGCAUUGGAUUUCUCCCGCUUCUUGAGCCUUCAUAUGCUCAAGAGCCUAAGCCCGCAGAGAAGGAGGAGAGUCGGGAGGAAGAUGACUUCUUUGGUCUCAAGGACUGCUCCUCAGCUUUCUCUCAGCCACAGGAAGAGAGUCGCACGGAUACUUAUAAGGAAGUGAGGUAUUAUGAAGAUGAGAUCUUUGACGCAAAUGGUGGUCUCAAGAACUGCCCUGAUGCGUUCCCAGUGGAUGAGCUGGAGGCAGAAAACCAGGCCCAACAGAAGGUAUUGAAGAGGUGCAAGGAGAAGCAAGAGUAA
Fusarium vanettenii 77-13-4 is the source of this 411-nucleotide messenger RNA. RefSeq lists its product as uncharacterized. Lineage: Eukaryota; Fungi; Ascomycota; Sordariomycetes; Hypocreales; Nectriaceae. The record is from RefSeq and is a predicted model, not a curated record. The transcript has a single exon. Bases 1 to 411 code for a protein of 136 amino acids.